AUGGUAUUGGAUGACGCCAUCGAAAUCGACGAUGCUAUCGGAAAGUCCAAUGACAUCGACGUUGCAGACGCUAAAGAUCCCGACGUGAAAUCCAUACAGUCAAGAAAAACAACUAGGACAAAUAACACUAACGUGAGUGAGGGCGAGGGUAGUUUGUUGGACACGGUGCAGAAUAGUAUACUCUCACUCAUGGCUAUGGACUGUUUCCCCCGAUUCCUGGUCAGCAAAUAUGGCAACAACUACAUCAGAAGCCUCGCAGUUAGGAAUGAGGGCAAUGAUGAUGAAUUCAUAAAUCAGCUGAACGCAUUCCAGGCAAAGGCGAAGUCAGUGUCCAAAUCAGACCCCACACAAGCAUGGCUUACGAAGUUCAUUUGCAUGGCUUACAUGCUUCCGUUCAGCGUGACCAUCUCCACCCGUGUGAAGGACCCGGGACCCGAAGGCACAUUCCCCCUUUCCUUCGUAAACCCUGAAUUCACAAGAGUGACAGGUUACACGCACGAUGAGACAGUCGGACGCAAUUGCCGCUUCCUACAAGGACCAAAGACAGAGCCAGAAGCUGUAGAAAAACUUCGAGUGGGUAUUAGAGAUGGAACAAAAAUACACACAAGCAUAACCAAUUACUGUAAGGACGGAGAAGAAUUCACGAACUUGCUAACCUUGCAUCCAGUAUUUGACAAAAAGGGAGUACAUCAAUUCGUGGUGGGUGUUCAAUACGAUAUCUCUGAUCUGACGGUGUCUAAGAUUGCGUCGCUCUCGACGAUCUUGGAUUUCCUUUCCGAGAAGAUGGAGGUGUAGACAAGUGCCAGUAUCUGAAGGAGACGCGAAUGCGAUAUAUAGUGACAAAGUCGACUACUUACCACUACUGGCUUCGGAGGAAGAGUCAGUUGAAGUUGCAAUGAACACGGAGGACUCAGUAUCUAAUGUGUAUCACCUCCAUAGUAGAGCUGCUUGUAUAACAAUGAACACAGUUCGUACCUCGUGCGUGUGUACAUUUACACUUGAAAAUAUUAAAGUCAGUGCCAUGG
Messenger RNA from Sphaeroforma arctica JP610, 1025 nucleotides. RefSeq lists its product as hypothetical. Gene Ontology annotation, cellular component: nucleus. The record is from RefSeq and is a predicted model, not a curated record. Lineage: Eukaryota; Ichthyosporea; Ichthyophonida. The coding region runs from base 1 to 795 and encodes 264 amino acids. The transcript is spliced from 5 exons.